Messenger RNA from Vigna radiata var. radiata (mung bean), 2491 nucleotides. RefSeq lists its product as uncharacterized. The transcript is spliced from 2 exons. The record is from RefSeq and is a predicted model, not a curated record. The coding region runs from base 194 to 1324 and encodes 376 amino acids. Lineage: Eukaryota; Viridiplantae; Streptophyta; Magnoliopsida; Fabales; Fabaceae.
UGGUGAAAGGGGAGAGAGAAAAAAGAGGGUGACACGUGGCCCUAGUUUCCAUGUAGGCUGAGAGAACUGUUAUAUAUACGUCUUCUUCUGCCACCCACCAUUGUUAACCUUAACCUUAACCUUAACCUCUUCUUCUUUCAUUCAUUCUGCAACUUCUCACAAAACAAAAACUCCGUUGCAUGAUCCUCUCAAAAUGGCUUCUGCCUGCGUCAACAACAUAGCAAUCUCGCCGGAAACAACCUUCCUCGACCUCCCUCCCUGGCUCUCACCUCGAGGAUCCGAACCCGAACCGGACUUCGAGUUCCCCCUCGAUUCCCCCGCCACCAUGCUCCCCGCCGACCAGCUUUUCUCCGACGGAAAACUUGUCCCUCUUCACCUCAAAACCCCAACCAUCACAACCACCACCACCACCACCUUCCAAACCCUAACGCUAACCAACGCCGCAACAGCAACAAUCUCCCCUCAAACUCCCAAAUCCCCUUCAUCCACUGCCGCCACUACGGCUACUGACCCCUAUGUCUUCUCCCCCAAAGCCCCACGCUGUUCCUCCCGCUGGAAAGACCUCCUCGGCCUAAAAAAACUCUACCACACCACCACCCCUACCAAACCCUCCCCUUCCACUACUUCCAAAUCUCUAAAAAACCUCCUACACCGCAAAACGGUGUCGUCUUCUACCAGCUCCGAAAACGCCCCACUUCUUACCAACUCCUGUGACGCCGAAUCCCUAUCGAUCUCCUCUCGUCUAUCUCUCUCAUCCUCCUCGUCCAGCCACGACCACGACGACCUCCCUCGCCUCUCGCUCGAUUCCGAAAAAUCAAACCCUAACACCAAUAUGACCUCAAAUGUAAACCCUAACCUCAGCCAGAUCUCGAUCCACAGAAACCCUAACCCUAGAAUCCGAUUAGUCAAACCGCGCGCUGGGUCCUUUGACUCCAACAAAACCGUUUUGGAUCAGCCUUCCCGCCCUGGGAGGAGUCCGAUCCGGAGAGAACCGGAAACGGUGGGGUGUAGGGGCGUUUCUGUGGACAGCCCUAGAAUGAACUCUUCGGGCAAAAUCGUGUUCCAGAGCUUGGAACGAAGCUCGAGUUCUCCCAGCACCUUCAACGGUGGGCCCCGCUUCAAGCACCGUGGCAUGGAACGUUCUUAUUCCGCUAACGUCAGAGUCACGCCCGUUCUCAACGUCCCCGUUUGCUCCCUCCGCGGCGCGUCCAAAUCCGGUUCUGUUUUCGGGUUCGGGCAACUGUUUUCUUCGCCGCAGAAGAAAGAAACGACGGGGAGUAACAGCAGGGGGCAUCACCAAAGUGGUAGGAGUAAUCGGAAUUGACGUAAAUACCCUUCUUUAGAUGAAGAAAAAAGGGAAGAGGCACGGUGUUGAUUUGGGGGUUUGGUUGGUUGGUUCAUUUAAUUUGAUUUUGUUAAAGUUUUAGGAUGAUUAAUGUAAAUACGCGAGGUGGGGUUCGAUGGAUUUUUAGAUGCCCUUUGUUGUUUUCUCAGCAUGAUGAUAAUUGAUAAAAGAUCCCGUUACUGUGUUUGAAACAGUGAGCUCUUUGGUUUUUUACGGCGCUGUUAUUUUGUUUUUCUGAAUUUGAUAGUUGGAAGUAAAAAGUGAUUUUUUUAGUAGUAUUAAUUAAAAUAUUUGGAGAUCUGUUGGGGUAACAUGUUGAGUUUAUCUCGUGUCUGUUUGUGGAUUUUGUUUUGUGGUUAUUUUUUUCUAUGUUGUAAAGGGUUUUGGGAAAUGAUGCCAAAAAUUCAAACAGAGGCGCCAGCUCUGCUGAAUUAUUAUUUGCACGUCAGUCUGAUCCCAAUCCUUAUUACAGUGAAGUUUUAAUUAAAUCUAAGUGACCAAUUAUGGUCUAUUUUUAAAUCUAUGAUGUGUGGUGUACGGAUAUUGUGUUUUAUUUUUCUUAGGUGGAAUUAGUUUGGGGGUGGUCCACACCUGAAGCUGAGUGUGUGACCUUUAUGGAAGAUUCAAUAGGGUGGGGGCAGUGUUGUUCUCACUAUCUUUUUAAUUCUUUUAAUCAAGAUGUGUGUACUUUGAUCAUGGAGAUGAAAUGAGUUUCCCAGAAGGGAUUAUGAUGCUUGAAUGAAUAAUCUAACAUGAUUUCACUAUUAAAUUUGCCCUUUGUGUGCGUCCGAGAUAUUGAUGGAGGGGUGGAACAGAACACCCUCAAAUUGGGUGAUCUAUGUUUGUUGUUGGAUGAAGUUUUUUGUUCACUUGAUGAUGGAUGAAACGAUAUGAGUCAUGGAGGUGAUGGGGUCCGUUGUUAAUUAGAUAUGGUAGGACCAUUUCCUGUUUGCUAGAAGCAAUUUGAUAUUUGGUAUAAGCAAAGUGCAUAAUUGAGGGAAGGGAUAUGUUGAAAAGUUGAAUGGCUUUGGACCCCUUCGCCUUUUCCAUCCAUCCUUUAUGAUGUUAGUAAAUGGUUCUAGUUCCGUGGUACUAUCACGGGUCUUGGUCAUAUUCAAAUUAUAUUCUUGGGGAUUAAACUCCUAA